AUGAUUUGCCAUAAGCUAACAUGUUUCAUAUUAUUUUACUUCAUGUUGAUAAUUCUGAUCGAAGCAGACGGGAGUAGUGGAAACCAUAGAGGGCAAUGGAAGGUUGUUGAUACAAACUCAAACAUUCCAUGUGUAGCUUUAACCGCUCAGUUAGAUUUAAGAUUAACUUAUCUUGUUAAAUUUACCGAAGUCACAGAAGAUGUCACAAUUAUGGUUCCGAAGGAAUCAACAGUCAGUUCGCAAAGCAGUUGCAAAGUCAACAACAUCGUUAAUAAUAAUAUAAUUGAAAGCCAGUUACUCCAACUGGACUUGUACAAGAUGCCUGGAUGGACACUGAAAUUCUACUUCACGAAAGAUGCUAGGUUACAAACUAAUGAUGAAAAGGAAUGGGCACUUUACCAAAUUGAAGUUUAUGCAAAUUAUUCGUCAUUGCCUGACAUGUUUCCUAACUCCGCAGACACUUCUCAUGUUUAUGUAAAUUUGAUAGACUUAGGAGGAAAGAAUGACAUAGCAGAUAGCUUGUAUUCAACUGUUGAUACAUCCUUAUAUUGUCCAAGCAAACAAUUGUAUAUGAUUAAUUCCAAUGCUGAUUUCGGACCGGAAGCAUCGAUAACGUUUUCUUUACUUCAAGUCCAAGCUUAUAUCCAUUCGGUUAGCUAUGCCUCAUCUUCAGCAUUUGGAGCAAAAAUUGUGUGCCCGAAUGACCAACACCAAGCUGAUUUGGUUCCAAUUAUUGUAGGAUCUGCUCUUGCUGGUUUUAUCAUUUUCACAAUGCUUGCAUACCUGGCUUAUCGAGCGUGCCUACCAGCAGAGGUAAUUCAGCUUGUCAAUGCGAACUCUCACAUCAACGAGACGCUUAGCUCUGAUGAUGAAGAUAAUCCUAAUGAUAUUAUCAUUAACUCAUUCGAUCACAAGCUUUGA
This is a messenger RNA of Auanema sp. JU1783, 921 nucleotides long. The record is from the annotation of a GenBank genome assembly. Lineage: Eukaryota; Metazoa; Nematoda; Chromadorea; Rhabditida; Rhabditidae.